AUGCCGAGUGAGCCUAGGGCUCCCAUUGCCAUUGUAGGCUUGGCAUGUCGCUUUCCCGGCGAUGCUACAGACCCAUUGAAGUUCUGGGAUAUGCUCAAGAGCGGACGAGAUGGCUACACACCAAAGACAAACCGAUACAACGAAGAUGCCUUCCACCACCCAGGAUUCGACAACAAGCGCCAGAAUGUCCUGCCCGUCAAGGGUGGAUACAUGCUCAAGCAGGACCCCUAUGUAUGGGAUGCUGCCUUUUUCAACAUCACAGCCGCCGAGGCCAUCGCCUUCGACCCCAAGCAGCGUAUCGCCAUGGAGGUCACGUACGAGGCCCUCGAGAAUGCCGGCAUGCCCCUGCGCAAGGUGGCCGGCACGCAGACUGCCUGCUACAUGGGCACCUCGAUGAGUGAUUAUCGAGAUUCCAUUGUCCGAGAUUUCGGCAACUACCCCAAGUACCAUCUCCUUGGUACCAGCGACGAGAUGAUUUCAAAUCGCAUCUCCCAUUUUCUCGAUAUCCACGGCCCUAGCGCUACUAUUGAGACCGCCUGCUCAUCCAGCCAUGUGGCUACUCAUCUUGCUUGUCAAAGCUUACAGUCUGGCGAGUCAGAGAUGGCUAUUGCCGGUGGUGUGGGCAUGACUCUGGUCCCAGAAAGUACCAUGCAGCUCAACAACCUGGGCUUCCUCAGCCCUCUGGGCCAGUCCCGAGCCUUUCCAAAGCAGGCGGACAAAGCCAUUGCGGAUGGUGACACGAUCCGCGCCGUCAUCCGCGGCUCUGGUGUCAACCAAGACGGUUGGACUCAGGGUGUCACGAUGCCUUCAGGGGCAGCUCAGGCCGCCUUGAUCAAGUACGUGUACGAGUCUAACAAGCUCGACUAUGGCGCUACCCAGUAUGUGGAAGCCCACGGUCCGGGCACCCAGGCUGGUGAUCCUACAGAAACUGGUGCCAUCUACCGCACCAUCGGAGUGGAGGGACUCAAGACCAACCCGUCACGCAAGAAACUGUGGAUCGGUAGCGUGAAGCCGAACAUUGGCCAUCUUGAGUCGGCCGCUGGUGUUGCCAGUCUAAUCAAGGGCAUCCUCGCUAUGGAGCACGGGUUCAUCCCACCCAACAUCCAUUUCGACGAGCCGAAUCCAGCCAUUAAGCUGGAUGAAUGGGGCCUGGCUGUGCCCACGAAGCUCACUCCCUGGCCUGCGUGCCAAACGCGACGAAUGUCCAGCAGUGCCUUUGGCAUGGGAGGCACCAACGCUCACAUCGUUCUUGAGCGGCCCAACAACCUGCUCGAGAACGGCAACGCUGCAAAUGGCGCCACUCCUAAUCAUGCCACGAGGCUCUUCACUUUCAGCAGCCACGACCAAGCUGGCUUCAAGCGUAUCGGAAGCGCGCUGAUCGAACACAUCGACCGCCUCGGCCCGGCUGCCUCGACGCCAGAGUACUUGUCCAAUCUCUCUCACACGCUCGCCGCUGGACGCUCGGGUCUAUCAUGGAAGGCCUCGUGCUUCGCCGACAGCGCGGCCGAGCUUCGGGAGCAGCUAAGCACGACAUUGGGAGAGAACGCCACUCGUAGCCCCAGCAGCCAGGAGCCGCGCAUUGGUUUCGUCUUCACUGGCCAGGGCGCCCAGUGGGCUCGUAUGGGCCUGGAGCUGAUGGAGCGUAAGGUCUUCGCAGACUCGGUGGCCAAGUCAGCCGAGCUGUUGCGCGAGUUCGGUGCGGAUUGGGAUCCCCUGACGGAGCUGUCCAAGGUUCAGUCGGAGUCUCGCGUCGGUGUUCCUGAGAUCAGCCAGCCCAUCUGCUCUGUACUGCAGAUCGCUCUAGUUGACCUGCUCCGAAGCUGGGACAUCACCCCCUCCAAGGUGGUGGGACACUCUAGUGGCGAGAUUGGUGCUGCCUACUGCAUGGGCGCACUCACUCAUCGCGAUGCCCUCAUGGCAGCCUACUUCCGUGGCAAGGCGUCUGCUGGCCUCAAGGACCGCAAGGGAGGCAUGAUGGCAGUUGGUUCCUCGCCCAAGGAGAUAAAGAAGCACAUUGCGGAUGCUGGAACCAACGUCACCGUCGCCUGUGUCAACUCUCCCUCGAGCAUUACCCUCUCUGGCGAUGUUGAUGCCCUCGAGACUCUGCGAGCUCUGCUCGAGCAACGAGGCAUCUUUGCCCGACGCCUCAAGGUUGACGUCGCCUAUCACUCCUCACACAUGCAAGCCUGCUCCAACGAGUACCGCACAUCCAUUCAGGAGCUCGAUGGCCAGAUGUCAGAGGAAGAGGCAGAGGAGCCCAUCGUCAUGGUAUCCAGUGUCACUGGUAGCGAGGUUGAUCCCGAAAUGCUCGGCCCCUUCUACUGGGUGCGCAACCUGAUCUCGCCGGUGCAAUUCUCCGACGCUCUCAAGGAGCUUGUCGCUCCCGCUGGCGAGGAAAGCGAAACAGGCCCUGCUGUGGACAUCCUUGUUGAGAUCGGUCCCCAUAGUGCGCUGGCUGGCCCUGUCGAGCAGAUCCUCACCCACCAUGGCAUCAAGAAUGUCGCCUACGCGUCUAUGCUCACGCGUGGACAGAGUGCCGUCGAUACCAGCAUGAACCUUGCUGCCGAGCUCUUCCGCCGCGGCGUGUCCGUAAACGUGUCCAAGGUCAACGGCGACUCCCACACCCACCUACUGACCGAUCUGCCACCGUACCAGUGGAACCACUCCGAGGUGUUCCGCGCCGACUCCCGUUUCCAGCGUCAGAUUGUCUCUCAGAAGAUGCCUGCCAAGAGCAUCCUGGGCGCUGAGAUGCCCAGUAUGAGCGAGACAGAGCGCGUCUGGCGAGGCUUCAUCCGUCUCGAGGAGGAACCGUGGCUGCGUGACCACACCGUCGGAACCACGGUUCUAUUCCCAGGUGCUGGUGUUAUCAGUGUCGUCCUCGAAGCUGCCCAGCAGAUAGUCGAGGAUGGGAAGAAGCCUCGCUCCUUCAUGCUGCGUGACAUUUCCUUCACUGCCAUGAUGGCCCUCACUGAAGGUGUGGCGACAGAAAUCAUCAUUCACAUCCAGCCUCACCUUGUUGGCACAACAGGAUCUACUCGGGCCUCCUGGUUCGAGUUCACCGUCUCUUCGGCCACUGGUGUGACCGGUACCGUCCGGAACAACGCUCGUGGUCUUCUGUCCAUCAACUACGAAGAUUCUCGCAGUCCUCAGAUGAUCCGGGAAGACGCCAGCAUCGAAAAGACUCGCGUGGAAGACUACCGCCGCAUUCUCAGCGAGUGUCCCGACACAUGCUCCAAGGAGAAGUUCUACGACACCAUGGCCAAGUCGGCUCUUCAGUAUGGAGACGUCUUCCGUGGCGUCGAGACGUGCCACCCCAGCAACGGCAAGACGGCCUUCGAGAUUCAGAUGACUGACAUUGGCGAGACCUUCACCAAGGGUCGACUAGCACGGCCCUUCCUCAUCCACGGUGCGGCCCUCGAUGCCGUUCUCCAAGCCUGGCUGGGUAGCACCAGCGGCAGCAACGGUCCCGGGUCUUUCGGCUUUGACAUGCCCAUGCUUCCCAAAAGCAUCGGAGAGCUGGAGAUUUCCGUGGACAUUCCCGCCGAUAUUGGGUACAUGAUGCCAGGGUACAGCCGCUCCAGCAAGUAUGGCUUCAACGAGUGGUCGGCCAACAUUACCAUGCUCGACACGGAACUAUCCCGCGUCUUCCUGUCCAUCACCGACUUCCGCCUUGCGGAGCUUGACGUGGACGAUGCCGCCAAGCCAACGCGCGAGGGAGAGGCUGUCGACGUCGACCCAGCGGAGAUCGCCUCCGACGUUCAGUGGAACUACGCCCUCGACCUGAUGAAGCCGAGCGAGGUCGGUGAGGUGAUCUCCAAGGCUUCUGCCUCUACCCCUUACGAUAGACUCGUUGAGCUCGUCCGUAUGAACAUCCACAACCGCCCCGCAGCUGAUGUUAUUGAGCUUGUUGCCGCUUCCACGAAGCUUCCCAACGCAGUCAUGUCGAAACUGCCCAAGGGCGUCAUUAACCAGACCCAGAUCCGAUACGCCCUAGCCAACACCGCUGAUGAUGAGGGCCCCAAGGGCAUUGACGAGGACAUGCUGGCACAGUCGUUCCCUCUGGGACCUCUGGACGCCCCUCUGGCUGCUGACAUUGCGCAUGCGGACCUGAUUGUCAUUCCGUACCACACCAUCGAGGAUCUCAAGGCAGACACUGACAGCAUCAUGGAGCGUCUUAUUAGCCUUGCCAAACCUGACUCGACCGUCCUUCUUGUCGACUCAGAUGCCUCAAGCGUUGGCGGAAACAAGUUCACCUCUGUGCUGGCAGCCGAGGGCUUCGAACUCUCCAUCUCGACCCCCGCUGGGGUUGGUUCGCUCACUCUUCGACAAUUCAGUAAUAAUAAGAGUACCCAGACCGAGAGGCUGAACAACGGCUCCACCGGCAAGAAGGCCGUUAUCCUGGCCCCGGCCAAGUCGUCCUCUGCGGCACAGAAUUUUGCUCACGAGAUCGAGGAUCUCCUCAACGACCUUGGCUUCUCCACUUCAACAGAGGUCGGUGUUGGUGCCGGCAUCGACGCCUCCACCACGUAUGUGUCUCUGCUGGAGCUUGAGAAGCCACUGCUGGAGGACCUGUCUGAGGCCGAGUUUGACGGUGUCCGCACCUUGAUGCUUAAUUCAGAGCGCCUCCUCUGGGUCACCCAGGGAGCGAAUCCAUCCUUUGGGCUGAUUGAUGGCUUCGCUCGAGUCAUCCGCAGCGAAUAUGCCAGCGCAAAAAUCCAGGUCCUGCAUCUCAUGAGCCCGGGAACCGAGCAUGGUCCCGCUCUGGCCUCGCGUAUUCUCCUCUCACCUACCGAGGACAGCGAGUUCAUGGAGAUUGGUGGCCUUCUAAAGGUUUCUCGCAUCCACAGGAACCUCAACGAGGAUGAUCACAUUCGUCAUCACCUGCUCGACUCGACUCGUGUGAUGAGCCUGCCUACAGAUCAGGACGCCCCUGCUCUGAAGCUGGCCGUCGGCAAACCCGGUCUGCUCAACACCCUACAGUUUGUACCUGAUGAGGCUAUGGAAUCGACGCCUCUUGGCGAUGACGAAGUUGAGCUGCAGGUGAUGGCCUCGGGCAUCAACUUCCGAGACAUCAUGGGCUCUAUGGGUCUUCUCCCAGUGUCUGGCCUUGGUCAGGAGGCUAGUGGUAUUGUCAUUCGCACAGGCAGGUUAGGCGCAGCGAAUCUCAGGCCCGGUGACCGCGUGAGCACCCUGACAGUCGGUGGUACUCAUGCCACUAAGAUCCGAUGUCACUACCGCGUUGCGCAGAAGAUCCCCGACAACCUCUCUUUCGACGAGGCCGCCGGUAUCCCCGUCGUUCACUGCACGGCCUACUACGCCCUCGUCAAGCUCGCCAAGCUUCAGCGUGGCCAGUCUGUCCUCAUCCACGCCGCUGUUGGUGGAACUGGACAGGCUGCCGUCCAGCUCGCCAAACACCUGGGCCUCACCGUCUACGCCACUGUGGGCACUGACGAGAAGCAUCAGCUGCUGAUGAAGCAGUAUGGCAUCCCAGAGGAGCACAUCUUCAACUCUCGGGAUAGCAGCUUCGUCAAGGGCAUUGAGCGCAUUACCAACGGCCGCGGUGUUGACUGCGUCCUUAACUCCUUGUCUGGUGAGCUCCUCAGACAAUCAUUUGGCUGCUUGGCAACAUUUGGUACUUUCAUCGAGAUUGGACUUCGUGACAUCACAGACAACAUGCGCCUAGACAUGCGUCCCUUCCGCAAGAGCACGACUUUCAGCUUCAUCAAUAUGGUCACGUUUCUCCAGGAGAACCCGGAUGCGAUGGGAGAGAUCCUGCAGGAGGUUUUCGACCUCCUCUCCCGGGGUAUCCUGAAGCCGGCAUACCCUGUGACCGUCUACCCUGUCGGCGAGGUUGAGGAUGCUUUCCGCGUCAUGCAACAAGGUAAGCAUCUGGGCAAGAUGAUUCUGUCUUACACGCAGGAUGGUGGCAAAGCGCCCAUUCUGUGCAAAGCCAAGGAUUCGCUCAAGCUCGAUGCUGCUGCCACAUACCUCAUCAUUGGUGGUCUCGGAGGCUUGGGUCGCAGUUUGGCGACCGAGUUCGUUGCCUCUGGAGCCCGCAACAUUGCCUUCAUGGCGCGCUCUGGUGACUCCAAGCCCGAGGCGAAAACCACCGUCCAUCAGCUUGUCUCUCAUGGUGCCAACGUCAAGGUGUACCGCGGCGAUGUCUCUGAUGAUGCCUCAUUCCUUGCCGCCAUGAAGCAGUGCUCGGAGGAGCUGCCGCCUGUGAAGGGUGUCAUCCAGAUGGCCAUGGUACUCCGUGACGUUGUAUUCGAGAAGAUGAAGUACGAGGAGUGGACUACUGGUCUACGCCCCAAGGUCCAGGGUACAUGGAACCUGCACAAUUACUUUAGCAGUGACCGCCCUCUCGACUUUAUGAUCUUCUGCUCGUCCAUUGCUGGCGUCUUCGGUAACCCCAGUCAGGCCCAGUACGCUGCCGGCAAUACUUUCCAGGACACGCUUGCCAACUGGCGCCGCCACCAAGGUCUCAAGGCUGUCUCGGUCAAUCUAGGUAUUAUGCGCGACGUCGGCGUCAUCGCCGAGGGAACUUCCAACUUCAUGGCGGCCUGGGAGGAGGUCCUUGGUAUCCGGGAGCCUGCCUUCCAUGCCCUCAUGAAGAGCCUCAUCAAUGGCCAGCGAGAGGACGCUCGUUCAGAUUCCUGCCCAGCCCAGGUUGCCGUUGGUCUCGGCACGGGUGACAUCCUUGCUAGCAAUGGUCUCAAGAAGCCUGCGUAUUUUGACGACCCACGCUUCGGGCCUCUGGCUGUCACUAGCACCUCGUCAAACGCAGCGGGAGGCGCCGGUGACGGCUCGUCCGUCUCACUGUCGUCCAAGCUGUCGGCAGCCAGUGUUCAGAAUGACUCGGCCGGGGCUUCAGGCAUCGUCAAGGACGCCCUGGUCAAGAAGGUUGCCGAGAUUCUCCGCAUCCCGCCUUCCGAGGUCGAUGCCUCGCGACCCAUGUAUCGCUACGGCGUGGACUCGCUUGUAGCUCUCGAGGUGCGAAACUGGAUCUCCAAGGAGAUGAAAGCAAACAUGCCGCUCCUGGAAAUCCUGGCAGCUACGCCGAUGGAGGCAUUUGCGGUGCAGAUUGCCAAGAAGAGCAAACUUCUCGAGGGCAUGGAAUUUUAGGUCAAUGUCAUGGGACACAAAUUGGACAUCGGAAUGGAUGCUUUUUUUUCCACAUCUUUUCAAUGGCUUCCAGCUGCUUUUACUCGAACGGUUAUUUAGGUGCUUUGCUUGGUGCUCUAUUGUAACUUGAAUGUUAAUAACCCGAAUUCACAUACUCCUAACUGUCUG
Molecule: messenger RNA, 7293 nt
Organism: Ilyonectria robusta
Lineage: Eukaryota; Fungi; Ascomycota; Sordariomycetes; Hypocreales; Nectriaceae
Product: KR domain-containing protein
Exons: 3
Coding region: 1-7125 (2374 amino acids)
Biological process (GO): fatty acid biosynthetic process; secondary metabolite biosynthetic process
Molecular function (GO): oxidoreductase activity; fatty acid synthase activity; phosphopantetheine binding
Source: RefSeq, a predicted model, not a curated record